Messenger RNA from Closterium sp. Naga37s-1, 2952 nucleotides. NCBI's taxonomy places the organism in Eukaryota, Viridiplantae, Streptophyta, Zygnematophyceae, Desmidiales, Closteriaceae. The record is from the annotation of a GenBank genome assembly.
AUGGCCCUCUCGCCUUCUCGUCUCACUGCUCAUCCACGCCUCCUGUGUGCCUCUUCCAUCGGACAUCUGCCCAUCCCUCCUGCUCCAUGCUUGAUGACUCUUGCCCCUCCUCCCCUCCCCUCCCAUCCCCUCCCCUCCCCUCCCCUCCCCUCCCCUCCCCUCCCCUCCCAUCCCCUCCCCUCCCCUCCCCUCCCCUCCCCUCCCCUCCCCCCCCCCUCCCCUCCCCUCCCCUCCCCUCCCCUCCCCUCCCCUCUCCUCCCCUCCCCUCCCCUCCCCUCCCCUCCCCUCCCCUCCCCUCCCCUCCCCUCCCCUCCCCUCCCCUCCCCUCCCCUCCCCUCCCCUCCCCUCCCCUCCCCUCCCCUCCCCUCCCCUCCCCGCCCCUCCCCUUCCCUCCCCGCCCCUCCCCUCCACCCCGGAGGCCUGUGGACGGAGGAGCCUGAGACCACACCGCACCCGCUUGCCACCCUCACGGCCAUCGCCCUCUCCUGCGUGGUCCUCUCCCUCCUCGCCUCGCUGCUCCUCCACUUUGCCGCGCUGCGCGCCUCCUCCCGCAUGCACUCACUCAUGCUUGCCUCCGCGCCGGAAACCACACCGCACCCACUGGUCACGCUGGCAGCCAUCGCCCUGUCCUGUGUGGCCCUCUCCCUCCUCUCCUCGCUGCUCAUCCACUUCGCCGCGCUGCGCGCCUCCUCCCGCAUGCACUCACUUAUGCUUUCGUCCGUGCUCGCCUCGCCGCUGGCCUUCUUCCACCGCAACCCCACGGGCCGCGUGCUGAACCGGUUCAGUGAGGACCUCGGGGUUACCGAUGAUGUGCUGCCCCAGCUGCUGCUGGAUUUUCUGAAUGGCCUCCCAACCAUCCGAGCCUUUUCCCAGCAGCGCCGCUUCCACCGCCUCUUCCUGCGCCACGUCACCGCCAAUGCCACCCCGCACCUAUUCUGGAUCGCCACGUGGGAGUGGCUGGGCUUCCGAUUGGACCUCCUCGUUGCCGCCGCCCUGCUCUCCGCCGCCCUCGCCGCCGUGGCCCUGCGCCACUCGCUGCCGCCCGCCAUGGCCGCACUGGCUUUGUCUUAUCUGCUGCAGCUGCCGGACUCCCUGCGGUGGGCGCUGCAGUAUGGUGUGGAGCUCGAGAACACGGUGAGAGGGGGGGGGAAGGGUGGGGAUUGGGGAACAGCCAGGGGUGAGGGAAGGGAGGGAAGGGAAGUCUUCGGACUCCCUGCGCUGGGCGCUGCAAUACGGCGUGGAGCUCGAAAACACGGUACUGAAGAGGGUGGGGAGGGUGAGGCAGGGGGGAGAGACAAGGGCAAGGGAAGGGUGCUGGAUUCCCUGCGGUGGGCGCUGCAGUACGGCGUUGAGCUGGAGAACACGGUGAGGGGAGGUUGGUUGGUUGGAGGGGGUGCGGGGAAAGUGAGGGACAGAAAGGCUGCCAGACUCGUUAUGGUGGGCGCUGCAUUCACGAGUGUUGAGCGCACACUCGAGUACACCACGCUGCCAGGGGAAGAGCCUACACCUGCCAAAAGUAAAUCCAAGCAUCAGCAGCACAACAAGUGGCAGCAGCUGCAGCAGCAGCAACGACAACAGCAGCAGCAGCAGCAGCAGCAGCAGGAAGGCCCCACCACCAAAUCCUCCGUACCCAGCUUGCUGUUCGGAGCACUGCAAACAGCAAUCAGGCGCCUGUCCUUUAAGAUGGACAACAUCAUCAAGCCACUAUUCUCUCGCAAUCCGCCCUUCACCCACUGCCAAGCCACUGAUGCAGCACCAAACAGCAAGGAGGAGGAGGAGAGGAACAGCAGAAGCGCCGUUUGCCCCUCGUGGCCGUCAGCAGGGGCAGUGCGAGUGGAGCAGCUGACAGUGCGGUAUGGCAGUUCAGGGCUGGCAGUGCUGCGCAGCUUGAGCUUUCAGCUCGCAGGGGGAGAGAAGUGCGGUGUGGUGGGGCGAACAGGAAAAUCCACCCUCAUGCUCGCGCUGCUGCGGUUGGUGGAAGCGUCUUCGGGGAGCAUUCACAUCGAUGGUGUGGACAUUGCAUCGCUGCCCCUCGCCACCCUGCGAAGCAAGCCAGCACAGCAGCACAGUGACGAGGCCCUGUGGUCGGUGCUGGCAACGGUGCACCUAAAGCCGCUGGUGGCGGGGCUGCUGGGGGGGUUAGAGGGUGCCCUGGCUCAGGGCGGGGGGAACCUCUCCCUGGGGCAGAGGCAACUGCUCUGCCUCGCAAGAGCGUUGCUGGCAUCAACACGCGUGUUGCUGAUGGAUGAAGCGACAGCGAGCAUGGAUGGGGAGAGCGAUGCAGCGAUCAAAUCCAUCCUGCGGGAGUCAUUCAAGCACAGCACCGUCAUCACCAUUGCACACCGGCUCUCCACGGUUCUUGAUUACGACCAGGCAAGUCAGAAGAGUGUUGAAUGUGCCCCUUGCUCACGUCCAUGUAUGUGUGUGCGCACACCCAUCAUGCCCACGUCUGUGAGUGCAUGUGCGCACACCUUCGUGCCAACGUCUGUGAGUGCAUGUGCGCACACCUUCAUGCCAACGUCUGUGAGUGCAUGUGUGCACACCUUCAUGCCAACGUCUGUGAGUGCAUGUGCGCACACCUUCAUGCCAACGUCUGUGAGUGCAUGUGCGCACACCUUCGUGCCAACACCCUACGCACGCACACCCCACGCCUCCUUACGCGUGUCCUCCCUUGCUGAAGCCGGAACCUUCAUCUUCGUGGUGAAGGCCAGUUCAUCGCCUUCGAUCGACUCGCAUGACUCAUCACUCUCAGACCGCUUCAAGUCCGACUUCUCCGACUCUCUCACGAUCAGCCGCUUGAUGAACGGCGGGAAGAACGGCCAUAGUCGUUGCCGGAGCUCGGGCAGCCGCCAAUCGUCGCACGUGACUACCCCGCGGCAGAUCGACGCGCCGCAGUGGCAACUGAAAUUAUCGCUGCUGGUGCGGACGACGCCUGCGUUCGCGCUACCGUAG